AUGGCGUUCACUUCAAGAGAGCUUUGGACAACGAUGCCCUGCUCGAACCUCGAUUUCCAGUAUGUCUAUCGAGAUCUUCUCGACACAACGGUCGACGGACUAUUGCCACUGCGGCCAACUUCUCAAGAUGAUGCUCUGGUCCUUCUCAUGGCCGUGGUCUCUGAUCUGCUUUAUCUCCGCCGUUCCAUCGGACAAGUGGUACAGAUGGCUGCUUCUACAAACAAACCUGCUCCUCGGGAAAAUCCUCACUUCCCUUUGUCCGCGCAUGCAGAGUUAGAACGCAUGGAGUUCGUGCUAUCUCACGCAUUGGACAGGUGGCAUUUACAAUUUCAUACCUCUGCGGCACCCGAAAUCAUGGCAUUCUACCAUUACUGUAGAAUGUACCGGUCUUGCGAUCGUUUAUUGGACUUGCCAGCAUUGGCAGGCCAUGGCGAGAUGAAUACACCGCCAGCGACCAAGGUCGACCUCUCGGUUUCUGGCGAAACCAUUCGCCAGGCAUGGCUUGUCUUGGAUGGUGCUUCUAUGCGAUCACAUCAGCACUCUAGAGACCCUCUAUGUCCCAUUUGGCUUCCAAUUGUCGUCUUUCAUGCAGGCCUUGUUGUUUGGGCGGAGCAUGGAUUUGGUCGGGAGCAAAAUAGUACUGCUUAUCGAGGAGCAAAGAUAUUGCUGCCGUUCAAGAUAGAGCUUGAAAGGAUGCCAUGGCCCUGUUGCAGGGAGAUGGUCGCCACUCUGAGCCGAUUAGCCGCAAAGCCCACUGUCACGAUAGAUUUUUAA
Exophiala mesophila is the source of this 774-nucleotide messenger RNA. RefSeq lists its product as uncharacterized. Bases 1 to 774 code for a protein of 257 amino acids. The transcript has a single exon. The record is from RefSeq and is a predicted model, not a curated record. Lineage: Eukaryota; Fungi; Ascomycota; Eurotiomycetes; Chaetothyriales; Herpotrichiellaceae.